AGACUUUUUUUCACAAUUCAUUAUAAGCAACUACUCAUUCAUCCCUUUGAUUUUGAUUCUGAUUAUUAAUAGUCCUCGCCAUCUAACUCACCACGCAAUAAAAAGGUCGUAAAGUCCAUUUUCUUUCCCUUCUUAUUCCCCAGCUUCUCUUCCAAGACUCUCACUUCAUAGAUCUCAACAAACCCAAGAUACCAAUUAAUAAAGAAAAGUUGGUUCUUUCUUGUUCAGAUAAUUAAUAGAUGGGUUUUGAUGAUAUAUGUGGCACGGGCCUUGCUUUAAAAUUAGGCUUUUCAUCAACAGCCAAUAAUCAGAGAUCAAGAAAACCACCAGCUGAUCUAUUGGGGAAAGAGGGAUCUCUUAGUUUUGAACCCUCUCUAACUUUAAGCCUUCCCAAGGAUCAAUCUGCUGAUCAUUUGAGUUCCUCGACCUACUCUAACGCUAGUGUGAAAAGGAAAAGGGAUAUUAGUACAGAGGUAGAAAGAGUACUUUCUUCCAGAGUUAGUGAUGAAGAUCUAGAUGAUCAUGUUUCAAAUGGAAGGAAGAAACUUAGGCUCACUAAAGUACAAUCUGCCCUUUUAGAAGAAAGCUUCAAGCAACAUAGCACGCUCAAUCCUAAGCAAAAGCAGCACUUAGCUAGGAAGCUUAACGUAAGGCCUCGUCAAGUGGAAGUUUGGUUCCAGAACAGAAGAGCCAGAACGAAGCUGAAGCAAACAGAGGUAGACUGUGAGUUUUUAAAGAAAUGUUGUGAGUCGCUGACUGAUGAAAACAGGAAGCUUUACAAGGAACUGCAAGAACUGAAAGCUCUAAAACUAGCGCAGCCCUUGUACAGGCAGCUGCCGGCAGCGGCCACCCUUGCCGUGUGUCCUUCCUGCGAAAGAGUCGCCGGCGCCGGCGAGAACGCUCCGGCGAAACCUCACUUCUAUAGUCCCUUCACUAGUCCAUCAGCAACUUGUUAGUUAUCUGCCACUGCAAUAUAUAGGAGUAUUAUUGUUAUUAUUGUCAUGUUAGAUUCUUAGGAAAUCUCCCAAAACCGGCCACUUUUUUUGGGUUAAGGGCUUGUGCGGAAAUGAAAAGACUUGUAUAAUUAAUUUGUAGAGUUAGAAGGUUACUAAUCAUUAAUCAAUAUCUUUAUUUUGUUUUUUGUCGCAAUACAACUCUGUAAAUCUUUAAGAAAUAUACGCAUAUGAAGCAAGCAUUAUUUUUU
Messenger RNA from Nicotiana tabacum (common tobacco), 1204 nucleotides. Its product is annotated as homeobox-leucine zipper protein HAT22. Gene Ontology annotation, molecular function: sequence-specific DNA binding; DNA-binding transcription factor activity, RNA polymerase II-specific. Gene Ontology annotation, biological process: regulation of DNA-templated transcription. NCBI's taxonomy places the organism in Eukaryota, Viridiplantae, Streptophyta, Magnoliopsida, Solanales, Solanaceae. The record is from RefSeq and is a predicted model, not a curated record.